Saxophila tyrrhenica is the source of this 1872-nucleotide messenger RNA. RefSeq names its product pre-mRNA cleavage and polyadenylation factor (CPF) complex subunit. The coding region runs from base 1 to 1872 and encodes 623 amino acids. The transcript is spliced from 2 exons. The record is from RefSeq and is a predicted model, not a curated record. Gene Ontology annotation, molecular function: protein binding. Gene Ontology annotation, cellular component: mRNA cleavage and polyadenylation specificity factor complex. NCBI's taxonomy places the organism in Eukaryota, Fungi, Ascomycota, Dothideomycetes, Mycosphaerellales, Extremaceae.
AUGAAGGGAGUCUGCUCUCUCUUCGACGGAUUAGUGUCUCCUGUUAGCUCUAUUCGAGACGGCGGCUCCGCGCGCGCCGCCGUGAUGGAUGGCUACGGGGACGACCGUGGCGGCUUUGACAGAGACAGGAGGGGAGGCGGGCGACCGAAUCGCCGAAAUGCUACUGACAUUGGCGCAACCUACGUCCACUGGAUGCAGAAUCGGCGGCGGAAUGGUCGAAAUGCGCGAGUAUUCGAAGCAGAAAGGCCCAGCGCGAGCUAUGUAGAAGACAUGCUCCCGCCAGCAGCGCGGAAAGGCAAGGCAGCAGACUCGAUCCCAGCAAAGCACCUCCACUCGUCGCUGAACAAAGUGCGACAUCCAGUGAAUGUGGUGAAAUGGACGCCGGAGGGUCGACGGCUGCUUACUGCCAGUACGAGUGGCGAGUUCACGUUAUGGAACGGCACUGGUUUCAACUUCGAGACUAUCAUGCAGGCGCACGAUUGUGCUGUGCGUGCUGUCACGUAUGCGCAUAACGAUGAAUGGCUUCUCUCUGCGGAUCAAGAUGGGUUUGUCAAGUAUUGGCAGACCAAUUUCAACAACCUCAAAUCUUUCCAAGCGCACGCCGACCCAGUCCGCGAUCUGGCCUUUGCGCCAACAGAUUCCAAGUUUGUCACUGCUUCGGAUGAUGCUUCACUCAAGAUCUUCGACUUUGCUACCAGUGCGGAGCAGUCGACUUUGACGGGACAUCAGUGGGAUGCAAAGUGUGUCGAUUGGCAUCCUACGAAAGGGCUGCUGGUGUCUGGGUCGAAGGAUCAUCAAGUAAAGCUCUGGGAUCCACGGACGGGGAGAUGUCUUACCACAUUGCAUGGACACAAGAACACCGUAUCGAUGGCCAAAUUUGAGCCCACAAACGGUGUCCUCCUAGCUUCAUGCGCGCGAGACCAAACAGCACGGGUGUUCGACAUUCGCAUGAUGCGGGAUGUCUUCCUGCUGAAAGGCCAUGAUGCAGAGAUCAACUCACUUGUAUGGCAUCCUAUCCACUCCGCCCUUCUGACGACCGCUAGCGGAAAAGGCACCAUGAUCCACCAUCUCCUGAACGAACAAAACCCACCAUCAGGCACACCUGCCACAAUUUCGCCCUACGACUCCCAAAACCCCUCAGAAGCUCCCACACAAACCAUCCACCCAGCACACAAAACCGAAUUCGCCCACGAUUACUCAAUCUGGAGCAUGGACUGGCACCCACUCGGCCACAUCCUCGCCACCGGCUCCAACGACAAAGUCACCCGCUUCUGGACCCGCCCCCGACCAGGCGACGACAGCUACCUCAACGACCGCUGGCACAUCGGCCAAUCCGCCGCCGAAGCCCAAGGCACCUGGAAGAAGAACGAAGCCCAGCGCCAACGCGAAGAGGAAGAAGCCGAAGCCGAAGACGAAGCCGACGGGCUCGUGGACCAGAAGAUGCCGAGCCGCGGCGCCUUACUACCUGGCCUACCAGGACUCAAUGCACCCAUGCCUGCUCCCUUCCCAGACGGAACAAGCACCGGCGGCGCUCAAACCUCCCCCAAUAUCCCCGGUUUCCCACCCUUACCCCAAGGCGGCCCCCCAAUCGACCUCGCCAAACUCCUCGAACUCAGCGGCGGCCGCCUCCCGCCUCCGGGCCAACUCCCAGGAAUGCCGGCGAACUUCCCCCCAUUACCGCCAGGAUUCCAACCACCGCCCGGUUUCCCUCCGUUGCCGCCAGGGCUGCCGGGGAUCGGGAACACGCCUACACCUACGCCGCCUACGAAUGGCGCCAACGGCGGUGGGAUGAGACGACGCGCCCCGCUGCCGAGUCAGGAGGAGAGUUUGCAGGAGCAGAUGCGGCAGGGGCGGUAUACGAAGGCGAGAUAG